CGAUCGUCCAUUAGCCUAUCCACCGCGGCUGCUGCGACCGCGAGUACAAAUCUUAAAGCAUCCCAAACCUCGAUCCAAGUAAGUAAUGCCGGCCAUCGACCUCCCCGCCGUCACGGUCGCCGUCGCCCUCCUGGGCCUUUCUGCAUGGCUCAAGCUGAGGGCCCAGGGCGGCAAUGGCCUCGCCGUUCGCCCUCCUUGGGCAUGGGCGUGGAUCCCCUGGGUCGGAAAUGCCUUCGACUACAAGAACGGGCCCGAUACUUGGACGCGUAGCGUCGAGAAGAGACUCGGACCCGUCUUCCGCUCCAAAGUGUUGGGCAAACCCGUCAUAUUCUGCUUGCAUAGGAAACUCAUUGCCGAGAUAUUCAAAAACCACAAGGAUUUUUCCUUCACGCCCAUUAGGACCGAUGCGCAUCACCGCGUGUUCGCUGUAAGCAAAGUUGCCGUUUCCGACGCUGAAGGCCAGCGUGCCAUGUUUGCGGAGUUGUCCCGCGUUCUCGCCAAGAAGGCGUUCGGUCCGAUGGUCUUCCACAUCUCGGCCAACAUGGCGUCCCGCUUCGGCGCCCUGAUCGACCAGAUGACGCCCCUCGAGCGCCAGAACGGCAAACAAUUCGAGCUCAUGAAGCUCAUCCCGCCCUUGUUUUACGCCGCGAGUGCUCAGGGCAUGUUCGGCGACACAUUCCCGGCCGACGAGAUCUUCAAGUCGAACACCGACUUCGAGGAUCAGUUUGGUCUUAUGUACACCGGCCUGCCCUUCCCGUUCCUGGUCAGCCGGGGCGUCGCCGGGCGCGACCGCUGCAUCGCGCGCGUCAAGGAGGCACUUGCCCAGUACGAGUCGGGCGAGGCGCAGCCGACCUACUUCAUGCAGGUCAUGUUCGACCUCCGCCACACCCUCGGCUGGUCCUCACAAGACCUCGCCGCCUACCUCCACUCCUACCUCUUCGCGCUCACCUCCAACACCAUCUACGCCGCCUACUGGGUCACCGUCUACGUUUUCUCCAACCCGUGGCUCCUCCCCGACAUCCGGGACGAAGUCGACCUCGCCCAGGCCAAGUUCUCGGCCGAGAACCCGAACCAGCACCCGAACGGGCUCUUCGAGCAGCUCGGCACGAUGGACGUCGACUACCCGCUCCUCAACUCGAUCAUCAACGAGUCCCUCCGGCUCUGCUCGAACGGCACGAGCGUGCGCGAGGUGAUGAACGACGUCGUCGCCGAGGUCCCGCCCUCGGACGCGCACCCGGCGCCCAAGCCCGUCUUCUUCAAGAAGGGCGACAUCAUCUACAUGCCGAACCGGUACCACCACCUCAACCCGGAUGAGUUCGAGGACGCGUUCCGCUUCCACCCCCGCCGCUUCAUGGACGACAGCAGCGCGAAGAAGCUCAGGCAGGGCUUCUUCAUGCCCUUCGGCGGAGGCGUCUCUGUCUGCACCGGCCGUCACCUCGCCCUCGCCGAGCUGAAGGCGCUGAUCAUCAUCCUCAUCCGCGCCUUCGACAUCGACUACGCCGGCCUCAUCGACGCGAACGGCAAGACCGUCCCGUCCUCCACCCUCCCGCUGGGCAAGAACGAGAAGUCGUACCCCGUCCCGCCGUACGCCAACGGCUCCGGCUCCGCCAUCCUGCACCCGGAGGGCGACAUGUUGGUGAAGAUGAGGCCGCGUCCGGGAGGCACGCGCUGGUGAUCGCUUUGUCAUUUAGACCCCUCCCCCUUCCAUGUGUGUAUCUUAGGCGUUUGCUGUACUCGUUUGAAAGAAUGGAUAUGAGAAACAG
Messenger RNA from Punctularia strigosozonata HHB-11173 SS5, 1763 nucleotides. RefSeq names its product cytochrome P450. Lineage: Eukaryota; Fungi; Basidiomycota; Agaricomycetes; Corticiales; Punctulariaceae. Gene Ontology annotation, molecular function: iron ion binding; steroid hydroxylase activity; heme binding. The transcript has 6 exons. The record is from RefSeq and is a predicted model, not a curated record. Bases 86 to 1675 code for a protein of 529 amino acids.